Messenger RNA from Dreissena polymorpha, 971 nucleotides. RefSeq names its product cytochrome P450 2U1-like. Gene Ontology annotation, molecular function: monooxygenase activity; heme binding; oxidoreductase activity, acting on paired donors, with incorporation or reduction of molecular oxygen. Bases 1 to 762 code for a protein of 253 amino acids. NCBI's taxonomy places the organism in Eukaryota, Metazoa, Mollusca, Bivalvia, Myida, Dreissenidae. The record is from RefSeq and is a predicted model, not a curated record. The transcript has 6 exons.
AUGGGAGCGAGCUACAGACCAGGGAACAUACGGGGCCUUGUGGACGUCUGCAUUCUGAAUCAGCUGGAAGAGCUCAACAAGACCGGUAACUCCUGGCUAACUGACGAACACAUCAAGGGCCUCAUCUUUGACACACUUGCUGCUGGUAUGACAGAGAUUUUGAAGACGCUCCGCCUCUUCCUGCUGCUCAUGUGUCACCACCCCGAAGUUCAGACCAGACUACAUGUAGAGGUCGAAACAAUCAUAGGUUCGGAGCGUUUUCCGUGCCCCGAAGACCUGAAGUGGAUGCCGUACACGCAGGCGGUGAUGUUGGAGAUAUGGCGCUACGGUUCACAGACGCCGCUCGCCAUACCGCAUCUUUGUCGGAAGGACGUCGAACUAGACGGCUACCUCAUAGAGGCCGGCUCAGUGAUCUUUCCGAAUCUGUACGCUGUUCACCACGACGAGGUUACUUGGGGAGACCCUUGGGAAUUCCGUCCAGAACGAUUCCUAAACGAGUCUGGGGAACCUCUUCCUUCCGACCACACACUGAUGCAAAACAUCAUCCCGUUUAGCGUCGGUAAAAGGGCGUGUCCUGGGCAGGAAUUUGCGCGCUCCAGAAUAUUCGUCACUAUGGCAUCACUGAUGCAGCGCGUGCGAGUGAUUCCCCCUGAAAACAGUAACUUGCCUCCGGCUGAUCCCCGGCUCUACAGCAAAGCGUAUCCGAUGACGGAACCACAGUUUGAAUGCCGCUUCUUGCCCAGAGAGGAUAGCAUUAUUUAGAACAACUAAAUAAAUGUUCCUGAUAGGGCACGGUCAAUAAUAUUUAAGUUCGAAAAAUGGCGUGUGGUCAACUCUGAUCAAGAGGUUAGAUUUGUAUUAUGUAUUAUACAUUGUAAGAUCGCAUAUUUUAAUUAUCCAUCGGAAGUCCAUAAUAUUAUUUAACGCUUGGCGAGACGAAGAUUUUCAGCGUUUAUAUGCAGUUUAGUCUU